AUGCAUACUUGGACACAGUUAUAUCGAACUCUCGCCACGCGGAGUCAUCAGUUCCCAUGCAAGCUACAUGGUGCGGCAGUUUUGUCGGUUCGAACGUAUGCUGACAAAGCAGCGAUCGAUGCAGACGUUACAGUGGUCGGGUCCGGUCCGGGAGGCUAUGUCGCGGCUAUCAAAGCUGCGCAGCUCGGCUUCAAGACAGUUUGUGUGGAGAAGAAUGCCACGCUGGGUGGAACCUGCCUCAAUGUGGGCUGCAUCCCCUCCAAAGCUCUUCUGAACAAUUCAUACUUGUACCACUUGGCUCACGGCAAAGACUUUGAGAGCAGGGGCAUCGAAAUUUCCGGCAUCUCGCUGAACCUUGAGAAGAUGAUGUCUCAGAAAAGCGGGGCAGUCAAAGCGCUCACUGGGGGCAUUGCACAUCUCUUCAAACAGAACAAAGUGACCCACGUCAACGGCUUCGGCAAGGUGACGGGAAAGAACCAGGUGACCGCCUUGACAGCUGAUGGCAGCCAGCAAGUCAUCAACACCAAGAACAUUCUCAUCGCCACUGGCUCUGAGGUCACACCAUUCCCUGGAAUUCAGAUUGACGAGGAAACAAUUGUGUCAUCGACUGGUGCGCUGUCCUUGAAAAAAGUUCCAGAAGAGAUGAUCGUGAUCGGCGCCGGAGUCAUCGGAGUAGAACUGGGGUCUGUGUGGCAGCGUCUAGGCGCCAAGGUGACGGCUGUGGAAUUUGUCAGCCAUGUGGGCGGUAUGGGCAUCGACAUGGAGAUCUCAAAGAACUUCCAGCGCAUCCUCCAGAAGCAGGGCCUCAAAUUCAAGCUAGGAACCAAAGUGUUGGGCGCUACCCGGAGGCCUGACGGAAAGAUGGAUGUGGCCGUGGAGGCAGCGGCUGGCGGCAAGAACGAGACACUAACGUGCGACGUGCUGCUGGUGUGCAUCGGCCGACGACCGUACACUCACGACCUGGGCCUAGAAACCGUGGGCAUAGAGCUUGACAACAGGGGGCGUAUUCCCGUCAACAACCGCUUUCAGACUACCGUCCCUAGCAUCCAUGCCAUUGGGGAUGUGGUGGCGGGGCCCAUGUUGGCGCAUAAGGCUGAGGACGAGGGCAUCAUCUGUGUGGAAGGCAUGGCGGGCGGCGCCGUGCAUAUAGACUAUAACUGUGUGCCAUCUGUCAUCUACACUCACCCAGAGGUGGCUUGGGUGGGCAAGACCGAGGAGCAGCUCAAGGAAGAGGGUGUACCCUACAAAGUGGGCAAAUUCCCGUUCGCCGCCAACAGCCGUGCCAAAACCAACGCAGACACGGACGGCUUGGUCAAGAUCCUUAGCCACAAGGAGACUGACAGGAUGUUGGGUGCUCACAUCGUUGGAACAGGAGCAGGAGAGAUGAUCAACGAGGCGGCCCUCGCUAUGGAGUACGGCGCAUCGUGCGAGGACGUCGCCAGAGUUUGCCACGCCCACCCGACUGUAUCAGAAGCAUUCAGAGAAGCCAACCUGGCCGCCUCCUUUGGCAAGGCCAUCAACUUCUGA
Messenger RNA from Nerophis lumbriciformis (worm pipefish), 1527 nucleotides. The record is from RefSeq and is a predicted model, not a curated record. Lineage: Eukaryota; Metazoa; Chordata; Actinopteri; Syngnathiformes; Syngnathidae.